AAUUUAAUUAUUUAUUCAUUAUUCGUAGAAAUUUAAGAGUUUAAAUGAUUUACAGGUGGAACAACGCGAUGUACCGGGCAUCGACUGUGCACACCUCGCCAUGGACACCGAGGAGGGUGUGGAGGUGGUUUGGAACGAGGUGCAGUUCUCUGAACGCAAGAACUUCAAGGCGCAAGAAGACAAAAUACAAAUGGUGUUCGACAAUCUCACACGGCUUGAGCACCCUAACAUUGUCAAGUUCCACAGAUACUGGACCGACACGCACAACGACAAACCCCGGGUAAUAUUUAUAACGGAAUACAUGUCAUGCGGUUCACUAAAGCAAUUCCUGAAACGCACCAAACGCAACGUAAAACGACUGCCCUUGCAGGCAUGGAAGCGGUGGUGCACACAGAUCUUAUCAGCUCUUAGCUAUCUUCAUGAAUGCGUCCCGCCCAUCGUCCACGGUAACCUGACCUGCGACACGAUCUUCAUCCAGCACAACGGGCUCGUUAAAAUCGGCUCCGUCGCACCCGACGCCAUUCACCACCACGUCAAGACCUGCCGCGAGAAUAUGCGCAACAUGCACCUUAUCGCACCAGAAUACGGAUUAUAUAGGACCUUUUCGGUGCGGAAAAAACAAGAGAUGCAUACCAGGAUCUUAGCAGGAGAAACAUCACUAUGUAUUUAUUCCAAUUUUGUUUCCCUCGAAAUAGCAUCUCAAAUGGUGACACCAGCGAUGGAUAUCUACUCGUUCGGAAUGUGCGCUCUGGAGACUGCCGCUCUUGAGAUUCAGGGGAACGGUGACUCGGGCAGCCACGUCACCGAGGAGCACAUCGUGCGUACUGUCGAAUCGUUGGAGGAGCCCAGGCAGAAGGACUUCAUAUACAGGUGCAUUAACAAAGACCCGGCGAAAAGGCCCACGGCGAGAGAGCUUCUGUUCCACCCGCUUCUCUUCGAGGUGCACUCCUUGAAACUGCUGGCGGCCCACACAUUGGUCAACACUACAGCGAACAUAUCGGAGACGAUAACAGAUGAAGUGGCCGGGGGCGGGCGCGACUCUCCUCUGGCGUGGUGUACGCGCAGCGGGGAGCGCGUGGAGGUGGCCGCUAAAGAUUUGCCGCCGCACGCCGAGAAACUGGAGAAGUUCGUCGAGGACGUCAAGUACGGCAUCUACCCGCUGACGGCGUACAGCCGCGCGGCGAGUGGCGCGCGCGCCGCGUCCCCCUGCCCCGCGCCCGCCGCCCCCGCCGCCUCGCCCCCCCCGCGCGACCACGAGACGCGCCGCGUCGUCAACAUGAUGUGCUCGCUGCAGCCGCACCACCACCUCGACCAGCCCGACCUGCUGAUGACGAUCCUCCUGCGCAUGGACGACAAGAUGAACCGGCAGCUGACGUGCGGCGUCACGCGCCGCGACACCGCGCCCGCGCUCAGCCACGAGCUCGUGCAGCUCGGGUUCAUACACGAGGCGGACCGCGACAAGCUGUGCCGGCUGAUCGACGACACGCUGCGCGGCGGCCCGCCCCCCGCGCCCCUCCCCGCGCCGCCCCCCGCGCAGCACGUGGCCAGCUAG
Molecule: messenger RNA, 1552 nt
Organism: Diatraea saccharalis (sugarcane borer)
Lineage: Eukaryota; Metazoa; Arthropoda; Insecta; Lepidoptera; Crambidae
Source: the annotation of a GenBank genome assembly